CGGCCUCUAUUCUCUACUCUCUCCUUCUCUCUCCCUCUUAACUCCCCUCCCCAUGCCCUAAAUAAACUCUAUUCUAUAUUUGGGGGGAAAAAAAAAAGGCAGAGUCUCUCCAGGCAGCCCUGGAACUCACUUGAUAGAUCAGGCUACCCUCAAAUUCACAAAGAUCAAUCUGCCUCUGCCUCCCCAGAGCUGGGAUUAAAGGCUUGUGCUGCUAUGCCCCGCUCCUUUCUCCUUCUGUUCCCAAAUUCCUCUCUGCCAAAUGGCUGUGAAGGGGUGAAGGGUUGGGGAAAUGAAAUUUGUCCGUAACGAGGUAGAGAUGACAAGGUCUAAGGGCUCCGUGUUAGAGCUUUCCAGAACAAUAACUUAGAAUCCUGAUUACCUGAUUGAUACAUGUGAACCAUCAACUCCUGAUGCUAAAAGAAUAAGUCAUAAACAGACAUUGGCCUUCUCUAAAGUUUGUACCCCUGUUGCUCGCUCGCCCGCUCGCUGUGACACCGAGAGUCCCUUUUGCUUGUCCUUUUCUAAGGCUUGUUUACACCAUCGUGAUCUCUGCCCUUCUGGACUUGCCAUUCUCUGUAUCACCUGACGGGGUGGGGGUGGGGGAGGAGAGGUGUAUAUAGCCCCUACCUCCAGUCAAGCCCGGAGUAGACGGGAGUAGACAAGAAGGACUGCGACACAGACCCGCUGCAGUGUCCCCAGGCUGCAUUCUGCUAUCAUGAAGCUGCUUGCAAUGGUCACACUGCUUGUCACCCUCUGUAGCCUGGAAGGAGCGAUGGUUCGGAGACAGGCAGAGGAACCGGACGUGCAGAGCCUGUUCGCUCAGUAUUUUCAGAGCAUGACUGACUAUGGCAAGGAUUUGAUGGAGAAGGCCAAGACCUCGGAGAUUCCGAGCCAGGCCAAGGCUUACUUUGAGAAGACUCACGAGCAGCUGACACCCCUUGUCAAGACAGCUGGAAGUAGUCUGAUGAACUUCUUAAGCGGUUUAAUGAACUUCGAGAAAACAGCUUCUGCAGCUAAGUGAGAUGUGUCAGGACCAGUCUUCCUACCCCAGCUGCCCCGCUGGCCACUGCUAGAGCCCCUCUCCCGUUUUGCCUGUUUUCUCCAAUAAAUGAGGAAGGAAUUAAA
Apodemus sylvaticus (European woodmouse) is the source of this 1125-nucleotide messenger RNA. RefSeq names its product apolipoprotein A2 (gene Apoa2). The transcript is spliced from 4 exons. The record is from RefSeq and is a predicted model, not a curated record. NCBI's taxonomy places the organism in Eukaryota, Metazoa, Chordata, Mammalia, Rodentia, Muridae. Gene Ontology annotation, molecular function: cholesterol binding; high-density lipoprotein particle binding; phosphatidylcholine binding. The coding region runs from base 716 to 1021 and encodes 101 amino acids. Gene Ontology annotation, cellular component: spherical high-density lipoprotein particle; blood microparticle; chylomicron. Gene Ontology annotation, biological process: high-density lipoprotein particle assembly; lipoprotein metabolic process; cholesterol metabolic process.